GAUCAAGAACAAUUUCAAGUAGCUUUAAGGAAUAUCAGAGAAACUGUGGGCUACCUACAUCAGAAACUGGAUACUUUACCUGCAAAUCAUCCUGUAAAACAACUCCAUAUACUGAAUAGACCUUCCUGGAGCUACUGUACCCGAGAAGUUCUAAUCAACUGAACCUGGCGUGGCGAGGCAUCAAGGAGAGCUGUGCUGAGGUGAAAAGAAGAUGAGCGAGAGGCCUAGCAAGUCAGUAAUGAGGUGGCAAACCAGCCAACAAACUAGAAACCAGCCGCUUUCAAUGUAAACAUACAGCACCAUGUUGCCGACCUGGCACAAGAGGACCUGGGCCACAACAACGGACACAUAUCUGCUCUUACUCCUCUUUGUCAUCUUCAACCACCAGGUAACAGGCUCAGUGCUAGAAAGUCUGAUCGCUAAACGGACCGAAUACUGGGACACCUGCAACAGAACUCUGGAAAAAAGCGCUCUCUUGAAAACUGGAAUCUACUGUAAUGGAACAUUUGACAUGUUCGUGUGCUGGCCCCAUUCAUCUCCUGGGAACGUGUCGAUCCCCUGUCCUUCUUACUUACCAUGGAUCAGCGAGGACGCCUCCAGGAGGGUGCAUAGAGAAUGUUUGGAAAAUGGGAGAUGGCGACAGAAGGAGAACUCGUCAGAGCCCUGGAGGGAUGAUUCUGAGUGUCAGGAACACCAUUACUUUAAAGACGAGGAAGAUAAAAUACCUCGCCAGACAGCCCUCAGGCUCAUCUCUGUCAUUGGCUAUUCCGUCUCCCUGUUCUCCCUCACGCUGGCCACUCUCCUGAUGGGCAUGUUGAGGAAGCUCCACUGUACCCGGAACUACAUUCACAUGAAUCUGUUUGUGUCAUUCAUCCUGAGAGCCGUGGCUAUCAUCUCUAAGGAAAUUAUGUUACACAUCAUGUAUUCUAACCUGCCCAAAGACGAUCUUGGAUGGAACUCUUACUCGAGCUCUACGACAAUGGUCAUGUGCAAAUUCUCCAAAGUGGCCAUGGAGUACUUUGUGGCCUGUAACUACUUCUGGCUCUUGGUGGAGGCUGUUUUUCUCCACACACUGCUCUUCACCGCUGUGCUGACCAAAAGAUGUCUGCUGAAGAAGUAUAUGCUGUUAGGAUGGGGAACACCUGUCUUGUUCGUGACACCCUGGACAGUGGUUAAGAUUGUAUAUGAAAACACAGGAUGCUGGUCAAUUGUGAACAGAGGUUUCUGGUGGAUCCUAAGGGGCCCGAUUACUUUAUCAGUGCUGGUCAUUUUCUUUAUAUUCAUCAAGAUUCUGAUGCUGCUGCUGUCCAAGCUGAAAGCGGAUCAGGUGAAAUUUACCGACUACAGAUACAGCUUGGCCAGAGCAACACUGGUACUGAUUCCUCUGCUGGGAAUCCAUGAAGUGGUCUUCACCGUGCUGAUAGACGAGUGCAUGGAGGGCCACAGUCUUUAUGCCAGGAACUUCAUCAACCUCACCCUCAGCUCUUUCCAGGGCUUCUUUGUUGCUGUGCUGUACUGUUUUGCUAAUGGAGAGGUCCAAGCUGAACUGAAGAAGCGCUGGCAGCUUUUCCUGUUCACCAACCACUUCCAGGUCAGGAGUUGUUUCCGGGGAGCUCCCCUCAAGCACCUGUGGAAGUGCACUCGACGGCACCGCCCGCAGUGUUCUCGGCAGAGCGAGUCCUACGACGAGGGCGGCACCUCUGCGAUACACCCGCACCUGCUGCAGGUGGCCGUACAAGGUGGAAGUGGAGCACAUAGACUGGGAGACGUUAAAGGUCAAGGGAUGAGGGGCUGCGACGCAACAGGGCUUGACUUUCUCACUAGGAAGAGCCUGUCCAGCAGCGACGGGGAGAUAACACUCGGGGAGACCAUGGAGGAGAUUAUGGAGGAGAGCGAGUUCUGAUGAUGAGAGUUUACACCCUCAACAGAGGAGGGUUAACUUAAAAUCAAAACAGUAAAUCAUGCAACACAGCUAAUGAGCCGUUUUGGACUCUCCAGCUCUGUUCUCAAACAUGAGCACCAUCAGGACCGUGUGAUAUUGGUCAGUGGUGCAAAUUCAUGUGUCUAAGUUCACAAACUAGGUGUAAAAGAUAGGUGUGGAUUUACUUUCACCCCUGAUCCUGGGAUUCCUCUGAAAUGAACUGAUUUCACCACAAAAUCGACUGUUUUAAAUGCUGAUGUGAGCAGGACUGAAGACCCAGCACAAGACACUGAAGCUGCCAUGUGUAGACCACUGUGUUUGCUGUACCUAAAGUUCCAAUGACAUGGUAUCAUUACUUUAAGAUUAUGUAUUUCCUGUUGCAUUACGACAGCAAGGAAUUGAUUUUAGGCAUUAACCAACGGGUUGUUAGUUACUGAGAAAAAAUCAAUUUGAUUUGACAGAAUGGAGUAGAUGACUUUAUUAAUUGGACCUUUUGGGUACACCAACUCGUAGCAUGAGUGCACCACUGUCAAUGCAUUAUUUUCAAGAAAGUAAUAUUUUUCCAGGAGGAUUAAGCACCAUUUCCAUGGUAUCUUAAACCGGAAUUUGGAGACAACAGGGUAGAAACACAUUGCACAGAAGAGGAGGUUUCAAGGUGGUGGGGUGGUGUCAAGAGGGGCCCAUGGACAACUUUUUGGCCCAUUGCCCCCCUAAAAGGUUAAUCCAGCCAUGCAUACUUCCCAUUGGUCAUGGAAUCUCCGAAACAUCAUCAAUUUAGGGAGGUCUACUCCAAACUGGGGACGUUGGGAAUUUGAGUAAUUCUCUGGGAAUAUGAGACGUUUCUGAGAAUUUACAUUAAUUUACCAGAAUAUAGUUUACAACUUUUUGUACAUAUGAAUAAAAUGUUUACUGUAUAAGAAUCUGAAUAAUAAAUGGAAAGUUGAGGUAUUUUCCACUAUAAAUUAUAUAAUUAUUUCCUUUUUCAAAAACCCAGGCCAGUCAUCUACAGUAUAGGUUCUUUAAUCAAAGGCUAUAAACACUUGUAUCUAUGACAAGUGCUCUACAGUUACAGUAUAAACAUAGAAUACAUUCUUCUUGCAGGCAUAUAAAACACACUUUACAUAUUCGUACGUACAGUAAACCUCACAGUGAACCUCAUACUAUACAAAUGCAGCAACAGUGUUAAGUAUUUUUUUUCACAGAGUUGUGUUUUAUUUACAAUGUAAAAUAUAACAUCUUGUCAGGCCAGUUAUAAAUAUCCAUAUGGCACAACAUCUGGAUUGAAC
Messenger RNA from Scomber scombrus (Atlantic mackerel), 3207 nucleotides. RefSeq names its product glucagon-like peptide 2 receptor. NCBI's taxonomy places the organism in Eukaryota, Metazoa, Chordata, Actinopteri, Scombriformes, Scombridae. Gene Ontology annotation, biological process: adenylate cyclase-modulating G protein-coupled receptor signaling pathway; cell surface receptor signaling pathway. Gene Ontology annotation, cellular component: plasma membrane. Gene Ontology annotation, molecular function: peptide hormone binding; glucagon receptor activity. The transcript has 13 exons. The coding region runs from base 302 to 1903 and encodes 533 amino acids. The record is from RefSeq and is a predicted model, not a curated record.